This is a messenger RNA of Ostertagia ostertagi, 738 nucleotides long. NCBI's taxonomy places the organism in Eukaryota, Metazoa, Nematoda, Chromadorea, Rhabditida, Trichostrongylidae. The record is from the annotation of a GenBank genome assembly.
AUGAUUGGACUGACACUGUUUGUCGGUGUUGUGAUUGCUAAUUACACGGAGAAUCGAGGAACAGCGCUGCUGACUGUCGACCAGAGACGUUGGCAUGAUCUGAAAGCUCGUUUGAAGAUGGCACAACCGCUUCAUGUACCUCCAAAGCCAUCUGAAUCGGCUCGACUAGGCACUGUCUUUUACGAACUCACGCUGAGCCGUAGAUUUAGCCAGGUGUUCGCAUUCCUGGUACUGCUCAAUUCGGCGUGUCUAGUUGUUCCGUGGAAUGUCGAGGAGGAAGGCGAGAGAAGCACAAUACUUUUUGCUGUUACAGCUCUGAGCGCUGUGAUCAAUAUACUGUUUGCUGUAGAGAUCAUCUUGAAAGUGCUGGCAUUCACGUUUGCCGGAUUCUGGCAGUCUCGUCGUAAUCGGAUCGAUCUACUCAUUACCGUAUUCGGCUUGCUGUGGAUUUUUCUGCAUUUUUUUGUUGCUGUCCCUUCCAGCUCCUUUGAUCCGGCACCCCAGAAGAGAUUGAAAACCUUUCACCUACACCUUCGGUUAUAUCAUUGUGAUUUUGCGUUUCUUCACGAUUGCCAGUCGAAAUUCGACUCUGAAAAUGCUGAUGCUCACUGUUGUGAUGGGUAUGUUUCGUUCAUUCUUCAUCAUCACCGCGAUGUUCCUCUUGGUCCUCUUCUACGCAUAUACUGGCGUCAUUCUUUUCGGGAUGGUGAAGUACGGGCAGGCAGUCAGCAAGUUUGU